CCAAGAAUAAUUUAAUAUAAAAAUUUUUACUGCUUAAAAAAUAAUAUUCAAGUAAUUACUAAUUACUCUAAAAAAUUACACUGAAGGUAAUAUUGUAAUAAAAAUAAUUUGCGAAAUUCAAAUGAAAAAAUUACAUCCGAGUGUAAUUAUUAAUUACUUUAAAAAAUUACCAAUGAAUUGUUGAAAACAAAAAAAAUUACACUCCCACAAAAAAAAAUUAAUUCAAAUGUCUAAACAACCGACUCACUUAAAUCACUUAAUCCUCUUUGAAGAAGACAAUAAAAAAUGAUAGACGUAUCUAAAUUGCUCAAAAAAAUUGUAAACGCAAUUAAAAUUUCUUAGUUAUUACUAAAAAAAUUUUUAAAAAUAAUAAUGGAAUUUUUUUACUAAUUAAUUAAAUAAUAAGAAAAAUUUAAUUGAUAAUAAAUAAAAUAAAUAAAUUGUUGAAUAAAUUGAGAAAUGAGCUUUGAUGAGCAAGACUGGAGAAUGGUCGAAUUACGAACAACGACAACUGGAGUGUCAUCAGUGACCCGGGACCAUCGUCCUGUGACCCAGCGUUACAAUCUCCACUACUCAGUGCUGACAAUAUUGGACGCAAUAUUUUCAGCAUUUGUCGCAGCACCAGCAGUCGUUGGCUACUGGAGAGGAACUUGGAGUCUUAGUGAUGCUUAUAUUUAUCCAGAAGACCCAUUUUGGAGCUUUGCGACCUCAAUGAUUCUCGGCUAUGGUGGUUUAUUUUUUUUUAAUGUAAUACAACAUUUUUUAAAUGACUUCUUACAUCCUGAUAAACACCGACUGUUGUAUUAUUUCGGGUCGCGGAUCUAUACCGCGAUAUUUGGUUUCUGCUGCGUCAGUGCCUGGCGAGGAGGCUGGUACGUUUUGCAUCUUUACACUGAGCAAAAUCCUAAUACUGUUAUUGCUACCACUGCAGUAGCACUGAUAGCACUAGGUCUGAUGAAAGGAAUCAGAAAUAUUUCGGCGCCACCUUUUUCACUCAGUCUUGAUUCCCAUCCCGGGUACUUUGAAGUCCCCACGAUGUUUAGAAUCGACAAUACAAGAGAUUGGACCCUGUACGUUCUGGACUGCGCAUUCAGUGUAGGAAUCGUCGGUACUCUGGUGGUAUUCGUAUGGCGAGGAAUAUGGGUCCUAUUGGACUUGCAUUUAUUUCCAGACAAUCGUGAAUAUUCAUCGAUUUGUUCUCUGAUAAUUGGAUAUGUGAUAGUUGCAGUUACAUUUUGUUUGCAACCGGUAAUGCGUUACGCUUGUAGCAGAUUACAAGGACUAGCAAGACUAUUGGCAGCAGAUGCAUUUUUACUGCUGAGUUUCAUUGGGACCGUUAAUGUGUGGAGAGGGAUUUGGAGUAUGCUGGACUUGUGGUUUAUUCCAGAGGAUCCAGAACUCUCGUGUUGGAUUACACACGUCGGUUGUUUUGUGUUUUUAGGAUUACUAAAUUGCAGUAACUCUAUUUUGGUACGUGGAGUUUAUAUAGAUGCCGAAGAAGAGGAAGGGCGGUGUGUUAUUUUUCCAUGUCAUUAUUUACGAUUAUUUUUCAAGAUUGAACGUGAAAAGAAAGAAGCACGGCGUCGAAAUCUAGUGAACAUAUCCCGCGACUACGCUUGCAAUGACAACAACGGAAAAGACUUAGAAAGUGGAGCGCUUAUAAACUGUACGACCCUACCGACAGUAAUACCUUCUCAAGACCCCCAGGGGUAAAACAAAAUUGAAAAAAAAAAAUGUUUUAAAAACUGAAAGUGAAGUGAGUGUAAAUAUCAAGUGAGGUCACAAGUGUGUGAAAUGGACUUUUUCAUUUUACGUAAGCUAAUAAUUUACAAAU
Microplitis demolitor is the source of this 1834-nucleotide messenger RNA. RefSeq lists its product as uncharacterized. Gene Ontology annotation, biological process: clustering of voltage-gated calcium channels; neuromuscular synaptic transmission; neuron-neuron synaptic transmission. Gene Ontology annotation, cellular component: presynaptic membrane. The record is from RefSeq and is a predicted model, not a curated record. The transcript has 4 exons. Lineage: Eukaryota; Metazoa; Arthropoda; Insecta; Hymenoptera; Braconidae. Bases 460 to 1713 code for a protein of 417 amino acids.